This is a messenger RNA of Cuscuta epithymum, 797 nucleotides long. Lineage: Eukaryota; Viridiplantae; Streptophyta; Magnoliopsida; Solanales; Convolvulaceae. The record is from the annotation of a GenBank genome assembly.
UUUAUGAGGCAUGGAAAGCUAAAAGUUUUUCAGGACCCUGGUGUUUCGAAAACUUUGUGCAAUCAAGGUCAUUGAGGCGUGCUCAAGAUGUCAGGAAACAACUUCUCUCAAUCAUGGACAAGUACAAACUGGAUGUUGUGAGUGCUGGGAAGAAUUUCACAAAGAUAAGGAAGGCGAUAGCAGCAGGUUUCUUCUUCCACGCUUCUAGGAAGGAUCCGCAAGAGGGUUAUAGAACCCUGGUUGAGAACCAACCAGUGUAUAUACACCCUAGCAGUGCUCUAUUCCAACGGCAGCCAGAUUGGGUCAUCUAUCACGAGCUUGUCAUGACAACCAAGGAAUAUAUGCGUGAGGUCACUGUGAUCGACCCAAAGUGGCUUGUAGAGCUGGCACCAAGAUAUUUCAAAGUUGCUGACCCCACAAAGAUGAGCAAACGAAAGAGACAGGAGCGCAUUGAGCCUCUUUAUGACAGAUAUCAUGAGCCAAAUUCAUGGAGGUUGAGUAAAAGACGUGCUUAGUCUAUUGUUGCGAUUUCAUCUUACAUAUGUUCAUCUAACUCUAGAGGAAUAUAGGUGUGUUAAGAAGAUGUUGAAACUCGAAAGAGUGUGCUAACUUGAUUUGCUCUUCUGUAGAAGCUUUUCUGUACAAAAAAUGAGUAAGAGAUGUCCAUUUGGGGUUGCUUUUGCCUUGAGGCUAAUUUUCUUUUUGUAUUGUUUUUGUUUGAUACCACAAAGGGAUUUGAGUAAAUUUGUUAUGAAAUACCAGUGGUGGCGAAACAUUCCUUUAUUCUGUUAUCAUGA